UCUCUCGUACCCCGCGUCUCUUUUUCUCUCUAGAUUUCUCUUCCAAUCGAAAUCGCAAUCUCUGCAUUCACUUUCUCUCCGUAGAGAUUGUAAUCUUCUCACGCGCUUUCUUGAUGAUCUUUCUCACUUCGAUCCCCGGUGACAUGCCCGAAAAUGCUUCCCGUAGCUCCGGCGAGGCCUACUGAAUCGUCAAUGCACCAUCUUUUUAUCUCGAUCUAGUGUUAGAUGUUACUUUGGUUUCUUUCCGGAUAUCAUUUACAAUUGGGGUUCAGCAAAUGUUGAAGCCUAGGCUAAUAAGAUGAGCCUGUCUAAAGCAUCACGGCCAAAACCUCCGCUCGUUCCUCUUGCAACCCUCAUUGGUAGGGAGUUGAGGGGCGGGAAAGUCGAGAAACCUUUCAUCAAGUAUGGUCAGGCUGCUCUCGCUAGGAAAGGAGAGGACUACUUUCUUAUCAAACCCGAUUGCCAGAGGAUUCCUGGUGAUCCUUCAACGUCCUUUUCAGUUUUCGCGAUUUUUGAUGGACACAAUGGUAUUUCAGCUGCUAUAUUUGCUAAGGAAUGUCUUCUGGAUAACGUCUUGAGUGCGAUUCCUCAAGGCGUGAGUAGGGAUGAGUGGCUUCAAGCUCUUCCCCGGGCUCUGGUUGCCGGCUUUGUGAAAACCGACAUAGAGUUUCAGCAGAAAGGGGAAACUUCUGGCACAACAGUGACAUUUGUUCUGAUUGACGGUUGGACUAUAACUGUUGCCUCGGUUGGAGACUCGCGCUGCAUAUUGGACACUCAAGGUGGUGUGGUUUCUCUGCUGACUGUUGAUCACAGGUUAGAAGAGAAUGUCGAAGAGAGAGAACGCGUUACUGCCAGUGGGGGUGAGGUUGGGAGGCUCAAUGUUUUUGGUGGCAAUGAGGUUGGCCCUCUUCGUUGCUGGCCUGGUGGUUUGUGUCUUUCAAGAUCCAUUGGCGAUACUGAUGUGGGUGAAUUCAUUGUCCCAAUACCGCAUGUUAAGCAAGUGAAGCUUUCCCAUGCUAGAGGGAGACUCGUUAUUGCUUCAGAUGGUAUCUGGGAUGCACUAUCUUCAGAUAUGGCAGCUGAAUCUUGUCGUGGUUUACCCGCCGAGCUGGCCGCUAAGCUUGUUGUGGAGGAAGCAUUACGAACAAGAGGGUUGAAGGAUGAUACGACCUGUCUGGUUGUUGAUAUCAUUCCAUCUGAUUAUCUUGUCUUGCCACCAACACCGAGAAAAAAGCAGAACGCAUUCAGCUCAUUCCUCUUUGGGAAGAAAUCCAAGAAUUUCAACGUCAAAACUGGAAAUAAGCUCUCUGCUGUUGGAGUCGUAGAAGAAUUAUUUGAAGAAGGUUCUGCUGUGCUUGCUGAAAGGUUGGGAAAGGAUAUGCCCUCGAACACAGACACUGGACUCUUAAAAUGCGCGGUCUGCCAAGCGGAUGAGUCCCAUGCAGAAGGUUUAUCAACCAAUGGAGGCGCUCUCCUCUCCUCGGCCUCAAAGCAAUGGGAAGGACCCUUCCUGUGCACAACCUGCAAGAAAAAGAAAGAUGCCAUGGAAGGCAAAAGACCCAAUUAAAACCCGAACCCACGACUGUCUUUGUCUUGUCUUCCCCUGUGGUAAAUUUUCUAUUCACCUGUUCUCCUUUGUUUUCCUUCAUAUAGCCGGAUGGGCAGAGUCUGAGUAGUAAAGUAGUAAUAGAAUGGUCAUAGCUGUAACUAGUGUGGAAACAAGCAAAUGUUUGUAGAGGAGAAGAGUUAGAGAUCCGAUUCUUGUUCGAUUGUUUUGCCAAGACUUGUCGGGUUUGCGACCUUUGGCGGAUGUCGAUUACUCACUUGACUUCCGGAGAGAGGAAAUCCGGCUUCGUCUAUGGUGUUAAUGUGGUAGGGUUUGUUAAUAUACUAACAGUAACAGGGCAUCUCCAAGUUGUAAGUAAAGAAACAACUCAAGUUUGGUUUUUAUUAUCGCUGUCUUAUUGCAGCCAGCAUUUCUGUUUUGUCAGAUCUUCAAGGAGUUGUUUUUUGGAAUCUUGUCUUUGUUUCAGUUGUUUGUAUGGUCUGAUGUAUGAAACCUUAAGCGAGCAGAUGUCAAAUGAAGAAAGUACUCGGUGUGAUAA
Tarenaya hassleriana is the source of this 2105-nucleotide messenger RNA. Its product is annotated as probable protein phosphatase 2C 5. Lineage: Eukaryota; Viridiplantae; Streptophyta; Magnoliopsida; Brassicales; Cleomaceae. The transcript has 9 exons. The record is from RefSeq and is a predicted model, not a curated record. The coding region runs from base 299 to 1567 and encodes 422 amino acids. Gene Ontology annotation, biological process: protein dephosphorylation. Gene Ontology annotation, molecular function: protein serine/threonine phosphatase activity.